This is a messenger RNA of Henningerozyma blattae CBS 6284, 873 nucleotides long. RefSeq lists its product as uncharacterized. The coding region runs from base 1 to 873 and encodes 290 amino acids. The transcript has a single exon. The record is from RefSeq and is a predicted model, not a curated record. NCBI's taxonomy places the organism in Eukaryota, Fungi, Ascomycota, Saccharomycetes, Saccharomycetales, Saccharomycetaceae.
AUGUCCCCAUUUAAAGGUGUUUUGCAUAAAUAUUCUAAAACACAUGUUGCAUUUGAAUUAAGUCCAUCCGGUAAUAAGCAUGUCCUAGUAAUGAUUGGUGGCAUGACAGAUGGGUUACUAACGGUACCAUAUACCGUUAAUCUUGCAAAAGCUUUAGCACCAUUGAACUUCUCUGUGAUUCAACCUCAAUUAACAAGUAGUUUUAAAGGAUUUGGUAUUUCUUCAUUAGAUCGUGAUAUUCAAGAAUUAAAAGAAUUGACAAAAUAUUUGAAAUCUGAAGAAGGGGGUAGUAGAGAAAAAAUUAUUAUUAUGGGUCAUUCUACUGGUGCUCAAGAUGUUAUGCAUUAUCUGUUGCAUAACCCAAAACAUAUAGAUGCAGGUAUUUUGCAAGGAUCUUGCUCUGAUAGAGAAGGACUGUAUGAAACUUUUGAUAAAGAUAUGUUAGAGAAAUUAAAUAAAAAGGCUAUUGAUAUGGUACAAAAUGGUCAAAAGAAUGAUCUAUUGCCAUCCGAAUAUUCAAAAUUAAUGAUAAAUACACCAUUGACAGCUUAUAGAUGGUGCUCAUUAGUAUUAAAAGGUGGAGAUGAUGAUUAUUUUUCCAGUGAUUUACCAAUCGAAACCUUGAAAAAUAGUUUUGGUAAAGUCAAUAAACCAUUUUUAAUCGCAUAUUCUGAAGAAGAUGAAUUCGUGCCAGAAUCUGUCAACAAGUUGAAUCUGUUGAAGAAAUGGGAAAGUAUCAGUGAUUCUAAGUAUUGGUCGAAAAAUUCAGGGCUAGUUAGAGGUGCUUCACAUUUUGUUGAGAAACCUGAUUCUCAGGCUCAUUUAUUUGAAAUGGUUAUCGGUUUUAUAACAGAAUUUUCAUUAAAUAAGUAG